This is a messenger RNA of Dromaius novaehollandiae (emu), 1492 nucleotides long. RefSeq names its product MOB kinase activator 1A (gene MOB1A). NCBI's taxonomy places the organism in Eukaryota, Metazoa, Chordata, Aves, Casuariiformes, Dromaiidae. Gene Ontology annotation, biological process: hippo signaling; positive regulation of protein phosphorylation. Gene Ontology annotation, cellular component: nucleus; cytoplasm. The coding region runs from base 166 to 816 and encodes 216 amino acids. The transcript is spliced from 6 exons. The record is from RefSeq and is a predicted model, not a curated record. Gene Ontology annotation, molecular function: protein kinase activator activity.
UGCCUCGGCCCCGCCCCGCCCCUGGCAGUCUCGCCGCGCGCGGAGCUCUCGCGAGAGCGGGGCGAGCGGCCGGGCGCGGCCCGCCAGCAGCUGGGCCCGCGCGCCUGCAGCCGGCGGCGCCGCCUCGCCUGCGCCCGGCCCCGCGCCUCGGCCCGGCGCCUCGCCAUGAGCUUCCUCUUUGGCAGUCGCUCUUCGAAAACCUUCAAACCCAAGAAGAACAUUCCCGAAGGCUCCCAUCAGUAUGAACUCUUGAAACAUGCCGAAGCCACUUUGGGGAGCGGUAACCUUAGACAAGCGGUUAUGUUGCCGGAGGGAGAAGACCUUAACGAGUGGAUCGCAGUUAACACGGUGGAUUUCUUCAACCAAAUCAACAUGUUGUAUGGGACCAUUACAGAAUUUUGCACAGAAGCGAGCUGUCCGGUGAUGUCUGCUGGACCAAGGUACGAGUACCACUGGGCAGACGGCACCAACAUAAAGAAGCCAAUUAAAUGCUCGGCUCCAAAGUACAUCGAUUACUUGAUGACGUGGGUUCAGGACCAGCUGGAUGACGAAACGCUCUUUCCUUCAAAGAUCGGUGUCCCUUUUCCCAAGAACUUCAUGUCGGUGGCCAAGACGAUCCUGAAGCGGCUGUUCCGCGUGUACGCUCACAUCUACCACCAGCACUUCGAUUCCGUCAUGCGGCUACAGGAGGAAGCGCAUCUCAACACCUCCUUCAAGCACUUUAUCUUCUUCGUGCAGGAAUUCAACUUGAUCGACAGGCGGGAGUUGGCUCCUCUGCAGGAACUGAUCGAAAAGCUGGGCUCGAAAGACAGAUAAACUUUCCCCGGGGCGGCUGCGGCCAUUUCUUUUUGCUUCGCACGCCGGCCACUUUUCUGCUUCGCCUCCAGCAAGGGGAACAGCGAGAAGCCGGACGGCGCUCGGCAGAGCCCAGCUCGCGUCUCGGAGGCCUCUGGCAAAACCCGGCUUUACUCUGCAGCCCGGACGAUGGCGGCGCUAGCCGAGCUGCGGCGCCUCUGGCACUAUUUAGUCCAUUUUUUAAACUAAUGUCUAAUGCCAGUCUGGUCUAGAAAUGGGACUCAAGCUGCAAAACUCCCCCAGUUUGUUUCCCAGCCAAGUCCAGACCCGGUGUGUUGCGAGCAAGUGCAACUGCUGUCUUGAAGAGGAGGAGCAGAAGGGGCUGCAGUUUCCCCCUGGACCUCAGCGGAUGCAGUGCCCACAGUGCCCGGGACGAGCUGGCAGCCACCUAUAGCUCUAUUGGAAAUGCUUCCUGGAUUGUAGGUGCACUUUGGAUACAUGAGCCUUAAAGCCCCUUCCUGGCAGCUUGGGGGGGGGAAGUGGCAGGGGAGGGGGGAAAAAGAAGUGCCUCAGUGCUCGGGCCAUGCUCCCUGUCCCCAGGGCAGGGGCCUCCAGCAGUAGCAGCUUUUCUGUAUCUCAACCCUGGGGGGGGUUUCCCCCCCCCAAAAAAAGGCAAUAAAGUUUCUCCUUCCUGCUU